Molecule: messenger RNA, 2648 nt
Organism: Mytilinidion resinicola
Lineage: Eukaryota; Fungi; Ascomycota; Dothideomycetes; Mytilinidiales; Mytilinidiaceae
Exons: 3
Coding region: 286-2373 (695 amino acids)
Cellular component (GO): cytosol
Molecular function (GO): FMN binding; flavin adenine dinucleotide binding; NADPH-hemoprotein reductase activity
Source: RefSeq, a predicted model, not a curated record
CCUCAGUCCUGGACACUUCAGCUCGGCCGGCACAAUUGUCCCCUCGUGCACGCUGUAACAAGACAAGCCCGCCGCAGGGACCAUUCACCGGCACGCUCGCGCACUCUUCCGGCACCGUUAUUUUGCGGCGGGACCCUCCUCGGCCACCUCCAUCGUCGCCCGACAGCGUCUCCGGCUAACGAUAAGGCAACGUAGCAUUCCCUACCUACUUCCGCGCUCCGAAGCCGCUUGUUAAAUAUACCGGCGCAUCCGCUGCUGUUGUUCCGCGACCGCACUCCUUCCAAUAUGGCUCAACUGGACACCUUGGACAUUGUCGUCCUCGCGGCGCUUCUGAUCGGCACCAUCGCAUACUUCACCAAAGGCACAUACUGGGCUGUGUACGGAGAUCCAUACGGCAAUGUUGCUGUGCCGAACGGCGCCGCCAAGUCCGGCAAGUCGCGAAACAUCGUCGAGAAGUUGGACGAGAGUGGCAAGAACUGCGUCGUGUUCUAUGGAAGUCAGACUGGAACCGCAGAGGACUAUGCCUCGAGAUUGGCCAAGGAGGGCCAUUCGAGGUUCGGUCUGAGCACCAUGGUCGCUGAUCUGGAAGACUACGACUACGAAAACCUCGACCAGUUCCCCGAAGACAAGCUCGCCGUAUUCGUCCUGGCCACCUACGGCGAGGGCGAGCCUACGGACAAUGCCGUCGAGUUCUACGAAUUCAUCAGUGCUGAGGAUGUUUCGUUCAGUGAGGGUGUCUCGGCUGAGGACAAGCCACUUUCGUCCUUGAAGUACGUUACUUUCGGUCUGGGCAACAACACCUAUGAGCACUAUAAUUCCAUGGUCCGCAACGUCGACAAAGCCCUCACCCGCUUGGGCGCCACGAGAUUCGGAACUGCCGGCGAGGGAGACGACGGUGCUGGAACAAUGGAGGAAGACUUUUUGGCUUGGAAAGAGCCCAUGUGGGUCGCUGUUUGCGAGAAGAUGGGCUUGGAAGAGCGGGAAGCCGUCUACGAGCCAGUUUUCGAGAUUACCGAGAAGCCUGAUAUGGAUGCUGACGAGGAUGAGGUCUACUUGGGAGAACCUAACAAGAACCAUCUCGAGGGCAACCAGAAAGGCCCGUUCAACGCCAACAAUCCCUUCAUUGCUCCCAUCGCCGAAUCACAGGAGCUCUUCACAGCCAAAGACCGGAACUGCUUGCAUAUGGAAAUUGACAUCUCCGGGUCCAACUUGUCGUACACGACCGGCGAUCAUAUUGCAAUUUGGCCAACCAAUGCCGGCAAAGAAGUAGACCGUUUCAUCAACAUCCUCGGUCUUGGAUCCAAGCGCCACAUGGUCAUUGGUGUCAAGGGCCUGGACCCUACUGCCAAGGUUCCGUUCCCGGCCCCUACCACCUACGACGCAGCUAUCCGUUACCACAUGGAAAUCUGCGCUCCUGUAUCACGUCAAUUCGUAUCGACGAUCUCUGCCUUUGCUCCUACCGAAGAUGCCAAGGCUGAAAUGACAAAGCUUGGUGGCGACAAAGACUAUUUCCACGAGAAGGUAAUUGAUCGCAGCCUCAACAUUGCUCAGCUUCUCGAACAACUUUCAGACGGACAACCCUGGGAAAAGGUACCGUUCUCUCUGAUGAUCGAAGGCUUGAUCAAGAUUCAACCCCGCUUUUACUCCAUUUCUUCAUCUUCGCUAGUGCAAAAGGAUAAGAUUUCCAUCACAGCCGUGGUUGAAUCCUCGGUGAAACCAAACUCGCCACAUGUCCUCAAGGGUGUCACCACAAACUAUCUCCUCGCUCUGAAACAGAAACAGCACGGUGCUGCCGAACCAGAUCCUCAUGGCCUGAACUACGCUCUUACUGGACCGCGAAAUAAGUACGACGGCAUUCACGUACCCGUCCAUGUACGCCACUCGAACUUCAAACUUCCGUCGGACCCCACAAAGCCGAUCAUUAUGGUCGGUCCAGGCACCGGCGUUGCUCCGUUCAGGGCUUUCGUCCAAGAACGUGCGUCCCAGGCUCGCGCUGGCCAAGCCGUUGGUAAGACUGUGCUCUUCUUCGGAUGCCGGAGGAAGGAAGAAGACUUCUUGUAUCAAAAUGAGUGGCAGCAAUACGAAAAAGACUUGGGGGAAAACUUUGUGUUGCAUGUUGCUUUCUCCAGAGAUGGGCCUAAGAAGGUCUACGUACAGCACAAGAUCGAGGAGUACGCCGAGGAGCUAGACAAGCUCCUCCAGCAAAAGGCCUACUUCUAUGUCUGCGGUGAUGCAGCCAACAUGGCACGAGAAGUCAACGUGCUAUUAGCAAAGAUCAUCUCUAAGCAGCGGGGUGUUCCAGAGUCCAAGGCAGAGGACAUCGUGAAGGCAAUGAGGGCGUCCAACCAGUACCAGGAAGAUGUCUGGUCAUGAGCUUCUUAUCCAUAUUAUCUCGCAUUUGUGUUUUUCGCCGCUUUCAGCUCCGCGGCUGGCGUUGGCCCGUGGUUUGACGAGCUUGACGGUCUUGUUAGAGGUGUCUGGGUGCUGCUAGCAUAGCAUAAGCAUUCUUGUCUAAGCGCGAUUCAAUAUAUAGAACCAAACCAAACCAGGAUAAACCUUCCUAUACCCAAUCCUGUGACUUCGGCCUGGCUAGAUAAGGCCUUCCAUAAGACCUACCUGAAGAUAAGAGAAAUUCAAUGAAGGUUACU